Molecule: messenger RNA, 1948 nt
Organism: Pimephales promelas (fathead minnow)
Lineage: Eukaryota; Metazoa; Chordata; Actinopteri; Cypriniformes; Leuciscidae
Source: RefSeq, a predicted model, not a curated record
AAUACUUGGAGUAGUUGACUAUUUGGAGCCAGAAAGUAAACUACAGCCUACUUACUAGUCCACAUUUCUCUGAGCGCGUGUGAUUGCCUCUCCUGCUGGAAUGGACCCAUUGCUGAGUUUGCCUUGUAGACUGCUGAUUCUACUACCUCUUUUUGGAGUAUGUUUGACGAAAUUUGCAAGAGCAGAUGGAGUGAGGUCUGAACUCCCCAUAUUCCAUCACUUAUGCGCCCUGAAGAAAGACGAAGGGCCAUGCAGGGCAAUGAAGGACAGGUUCUACUUCGACAUUGACACAGGUCGCUGUGAGCUCUUUGAAUAUGGAGGCUGUCAAGGCAAUGCAAACAAUUUCGAGACCCUGCAGGAAUGCGAAGAUAUGUGUCUUGUGAAAGAGGACAAGAGUCCAUGUCAUCUGGAGGAUGAGCCGGGGCCAUGCAGAGGACUGGUGCCUCGCUUUUUUUUCGAUUUCAAGAGCCAAGAAUGCAAACGAUUCUUUUAUGGUGGCUGCUAUGGGAAUGCCAACAACUUUAAGACCAUAAAAGAAUGCCAUGAGAGAUGUCAACCUGGCUCAAACCACAUGGAACAAAAUGUUCCAUUAAAACCAGAGGUAGAAGAAGCAAAACCCAGGACAGAACCUCUCCCUAAUGAUGCAUCCCAUGUGUCACUGCAAAAAGUCUCCCAACCAGCUGCUCAGGAAGCAGCUGGCUCAAACCACAUGGAACAAAAUGCUCCAUUAAAACCAGAGGUAGAAGAAGCAAAACCCAGGACAGAACCUCUCCCUAAUGUCUCCCAACCAGCUGCUCAGGAAGCAGAGUUCAGUCCCCCAGAAAUCUGCAUGAGUCCAGUUGAUCGGGGCGAUUGUGACGGCUCUGAGAGGAGAUACGUGUACAACCCCAGGACUGGGAGAUGCCAGGCUUUUCGCUACAGUGGCUGUGGAGGCAACAAAAACAACUUUGUCCACAAGAGACACUGCAUGAAGAUGUGCACGAAAGAUCAUGGUCGAAGAAAGCAAAUACGGAUAAAGACGAGGACCUCAAAUAUCUUAUUCCGAUCUGUCUAGGACAUAUAUUUUCAUUUUAACAAAUGCUAAACCACUCUUUAAUCCACAUUGUGCAGCUUUGGUAUUGUGGUGGAGAAAAUCAGAGACAGCAGCAUGUGAUUCUAUCUUGCUGACCCACACAUUAAUAUCAUGUAUAUAAUUAUUACAGUUAAUGGAUUUUAAUCUUGGCUUCAUAUAUGAAGACAUUCUAUGUAUUGUAAGUGUAAAACAUAAUUUUGUUUUAUGGGGAAGAAAGGACAAAUUUACAUACUAAAUUACAUAUUAACAUACAUUAUAAAUGACUCUCUUUACUUCUACUAUAUUUAACACUGUAUUUAUGGCAGUUAUAAAUAUUUGCCGAGGAUUCUAAAUCCUUUCUUCUUUUUUUUUUUUGUAAAAUGUUCUCAAUAUUCAAACAUACUUUACUAAUUCUGUCUUUUUAUUAUGUGUAUACACCGUAAACCCUCCAAAAUGUUUUACUUUUGCUGCCCUUUUACUGCGUCCUUGAACUUAUGCCAUUGUUUGUAUGUAAUGACUUGAGGGAAAUCUAUUGAGAUUAAAUCUAUUGAGAGUUGAGUCUAGCAUUAAAAAAACAUGACAUUUUAUGAUAAAAUAUAGUAAAUGUAACAGAUCACCAGUAAGACCUAUAGCUGCAUAUAGAGUGCUAGUGUUUCUUUUGUGAAAAGGAUUGUCGAACUUAAUAGAUUUGUACUAAAAAAAAUAAAUUAAAAAAAAAUGCUUAAGAUACUACACAAGAUGGAGCUGUUACUCUUGAGAAGACAUUUUUGAAUCCGCUACCAGUUGUUAUUAUUCCAUAACCUGAACUUUUUUAAACAUUUGGAUUUGAAUGAUCUUUCAUUAUGUUUCUUAGAGUUGACUGGUGGAGUCUAUUAAAAUUUAAAGCAUUUGAUUCAA